CGCCGGCCCUCUUCCUCCCUCUCUGCUGCGCCGCCGGCCCUCUCCCUAGCUUCAGCUCGUGCGCGCCGCGGGCCCCUCCCUUGCUCCAUCUGCUGCACAGCCGACCCUCUCCCUCGCUCCACAUCGGCCCUCUUCCUCCCUCCCUUUCUUGCUGCCUCUCCUGCGCCACCAGCCCUCUCUUCCAUGGAUCUGCGUGGACGGCUUAUUCAUCUCAUCCUCUCUCGAUCUACAGGAUACAAGGGGAAGAAGGCAGGGGUCUAGGUGCUACUCCGGCGCGGCGGCACACCCAUCUCUCUUCAAGCUUGGUCCGCCCAGCAAUUUGUUUGUAGCUCCGCCACUGCUGAGACCCCUACGUUCCCAGCCACGCCUCGCCCACUCGCGCUGUGUGUGCCUCGGAGAUGGCCGGCGCGUCAUUUUUCGAUCGGAUGGUUUCCCAGCUUCGGUCGACAUCCAAGUACUACACUGGAUAUCCUAAGGAUCUAGGGCCAUCAAGAAUCAUACCGUUCACAUCAGAGCGUCAGUUUGUGCAGCUAUUACAUGAAGGACGGCCUGUAGUUGUGGCCUUUACCAUUAAGUGCACUUAUACACAGCAUCUUGACAAAGUACUAGAGGAAGCUGCUGCUACAUUUUAUCCUCAUAUAAAGUUUGUUCGGGUGGAAUGCCCAAAGUAUCCUGGGUUUUGCCUCACGAGGCAAAAGACUGAGUAUCCAUUUCUUGAAGUAUUUUACAACCCAGAACAGGCUGCUAACCCAGGUAAGAUCGUGGAUCCGAGCAUCACGAAAUACUCCGCAAAAGUCCUACCUUUCAACUAUGACCAGAGCGUGUAUGGAUUUCGAGAGUAUUUUAAGAAGUAUGGGUUCAAGUAUUCCGAAGCAAACUAGGUUUGUCAUGGUGAAGCCCUGCAGAGUCAGCCAGUCCAACUCCAACUGGUUUGAAUUUACUUUCAGCCUGUACUAACAGUGAUACUGCAUUCUUAAGAAUCAGCACCCCCUGCAUACUGGGCUGGCUCUGCCUUGGCAAAUGGUUGGAAAAAUGGCCAAGCUGUUAGCUAGGUUUCCAGUAUGCUCAAGAUUGUAGUAGAAUUUCUGGAUGUUGCAUGUUGUUCUUUGUCAAAUCUCUGAACUGCAUUUUCAGACUCGCUAUUAAUAAAAUAUAUUCUGCGGCUCA
Messenger RNA from Triticum urartu, 1167 nucleotides. NCBI's taxonomy places the organism in Eukaryota, Viridiplantae, Streptophyta, Magnoliopsida, Poales, Poaceae. The record is from RefSeq and is a predicted model, not a curated record.